Molecule: messenger RNA, 772 nt
Organism: Salvelinus sp. IW2-2015
Lineage: Eukaryota; Metazoa; Chordata; Actinopteri; Salmoniformes; Salmonidae
Product: ribonuclease inhibitor-like
Biological process (GO): intracellular signal transduction
Molecular function (GO): protein binding
Source: RefSeq, a predicted model, not a curated record
AAUGAACUUGGUGCCAACUCUCUAGUUGAAGACAUGCAGACCUCCCUGCGAUCAGGAACUCUUUCAGAAACAGAGCUAAAACCUGACCAAUGUUCAGCCCUGGCCUACCUGUUACUGAUGUCAGAGGAGGUGCUGGAGGAGUUUGACCUGAAGACAUACACCACAUCAGAGGAAGGUUAUCAGAGGUUGCUGCCGGUAGUGAAAACCUGCAAGAGAGCACUACUGGAUCACUGUAAACUCACAUAUGAAUCCUGUGAGACUCUGGCCUCAGCUCUGCAGACACCAAACUCCCCCCUGAGAGAACUGGACCUCAGCUACAAUACCUUGAGAGACAGAGGAGUGGAGCUGCUCUGUGUUGGACUAACCAGUCCACUCUGCAACAUACAGACACUCGUACUGGAUGGCUGUAAACUCACAUAUAAAUCCUGUGAGACUCUGGCCUCAGCUCUGCAGACACCAAACUCCCCCCUGAGAGAACUGGACCUCAGCUACAAUGACCUGGGAGACAGAGGAGUGGAGCUGCUCUGUGUUGGACUAACCAGUCCACUCUGCAACAUACAGACACUAGUACUAGCUGACUGUAAACUCACAUAUGAAUCCUGUGAGACUCUGGCCUCAGCUCUGCAGACACCAAACUCCCCCCUGAGAAGAACUUGGACCUCAGCUACAAUGACCUGGGAGACAGAGGAGUGGAGCUGCUCUGUGUUGGACUAACCAGUCCACUCUGCAACAUACAGACACUAGUUCUAGGUCAGUGUGGUCUGCAGAGGGU